This is a messenger RNA of Acaulospora morrowiae, 155 nucleotides long. NCBI's taxonomy places the organism in Eukaryota, Fungi, Glomeromycota, Glomeromycetes, Diversisporales, Acaulosporaceae. The record is from the annotation of a GenBank genome assembly.
UUGACAAACACCUCCAAAGAGAUGCAGGCCUAAAGAUAAUGAACUCAGUGGUUAAUCGUUUUAGUAGCAAGACUUUCCUUCGCUACCUGGACAACUUCUUCACAGGAAACUCAAAUAAAAACACCUCCAGCUGUCCAGUAUUGAGAAUAUUGUGA